AUGCAGCAGGAGCCAAUCUGUACUGUGCUCUUCUGUAGUACGAAGGUCUUGGCCGAGCGUCAAUGGCAGAAGGCCAAGGACAUGAAUGCACAGAAGCCCAAAAUCUAG
Plenodomus lingam JN3 is the source of this 108-nucleotide messenger RNA. The record is from RefSeq and is a predicted model, not a curated record. NCBI's taxonomy places the organism in Eukaryota, Fungi, Ascomycota, Dothideomycetes, Pleosporales, Leptosphaeriaceae.